This is a messenger RNA of Beta vulgaris subsp. vulgaris (sugar beet), 2916 nucleotides long. RefSeq lists its product as uncharacterized. Lineage: Eukaryota; Viridiplantae; Streptophyta; Magnoliopsida; Caryophyllales; Amaranthaceae. The transcript has 5 exons. Bases 1 to 2916 code for a protein of 971 amino acids. The record is from RefSeq and is a predicted model, not a curated record.
AUGAGUGUCUUACCUAUGGUGGUCAAGCACACUCAAGCUCUGUUAACUCCAUUAGAAAGCAUAUGCUUUGAUGGUGUUAAGCACACUUCGUGGCUGACAAUUACAUGCCCUCACAGUGCACAUGGAACAGCAUGUAUCUUUGGAAAUGCCUGUGCUUCGUUGGCUGAAUCCAAACAAAGUGUUGCAAAGAAGGCAAUCACUUUUAUGAUGCAUACAUAUAACUUUUCUAUAAUUGAUGCUAACUACCAAGCUGCUGACUACGCAUCUAUUCUGUGUGCUCUUGAAAGAGAAAGCUACUUAACUACCCAAGAGCGUGUGCUAAACAUCCAAGAACCUAUACACCCUAGCCCUCUGGUUGUAGAUCAAGAUUGCUUGACUCCGCGCGGCAAACAGUUCCAGAUACCUACGAUGUAUCACUCCUUUCCACCUAAGAAGCGUAAAGCCAGGUCAUCAUUCGGCAGCGUGGCAACCUACUUAAUAAGCGUAGCAUGUAUGUUUAAAGGCUUAUCAGAUCCAUCUGAACAGGUAUUUUCGGGUGAAUCAGUUGGGGCUGCUAUAAGUGUUGGCCAGGAGAUGCCAACAGCAGCACUGACUUUGCCUCCAGUAGAAUGCUGUUCUAAGUGCUCUGCAAUUAGAUUUUUUUUUGAACCGCUUGGAUUUUGUUGUUCAGAUGGUGAAGUUGAGAUUGCAUCCAAUUCAUUCCCAUCAGAACUCAUUCGACUCUUCACUUCCCAAGAUGAUGAUGCUGUGCACUUUAGAACAUAUUCACGCCUUUAUAAUAACCUCUUUGCUUUCAGUUCUCUCGGUGGCGACUUUGAUUCAUGCACUCAAAAAGGCAUUUACGUAUUCAAGUUACAUGGCCAAAUCUAUCACUUUAUACCAAAUCUGUUACCUACAAACGAUAACCCAAAAUUCUUACAACUAUACUUCUAUGAUGCUCAGCAUGAAUCAGAAAACCGUCUGAAUCUGUUCCCUGAAUUGAGGGCUGAUGUGAUCGCUAUUUUGAUGGAAAUCAUGCAGCACAACCCAUAUGCUAAAUUUUUCAAAUCCCUUCGCGAACUUGAUGUUGUGGAGGAUACAGAAAUACGAUUAAACAAAGAUCCUGUGCUUGACCAGCGCGUAUAUAAUGCUCCAACUGCUGAAGAGGUCGCUGUAAUAUGGGCCGAGGAUUCUGCAACCAGCGUGACUGGUGGGCCCCAUAUUAUUGUCCAUGGCAAGGCCGAACGUGAGCACAGGAUCAUGCACUAUUAUGGCUGUUAUGAUCCGCUGCAGUAUCCCCUCCUUCGGCCCUAUGGUGAUUGUGGUUGGCAUCACGGUCUUAAAAAAACAGGCAGUGGUGGACGUAGGCAGCGUGCGCUUGCUCAGCAAAACUUUGCUGCAGCAUUAGCGACGGAUGUAGAUACCUUCUUAGCUGGUGAAGCUUCGGUUGCGGCGCAGGUUAAAACGAGUAGAACCCAGAUUUCUUGCAGGGCAUAUUAUGCAUAUCUUCUGCAAAUGCGUCCUCGUAACUACAUUCUGCGAGCGUGUCGGUUAUUCCAACAAUUCAUUGUUGAUAUGUAUGUGAAGCUUGAAAACACCCGUCUGGAUUUUUUUAGGCACAACCAAGCAAAAAUUCGGGCAGAGUUGUAUCAAGGCAUUUUGGAUUGCUUUGAAGGUGGCGAGAAUAGUGGAGCUAAUAUGGGUCAUAGAGUUAUUCUCCCGCCUACCUUCCUUGGUGGCCCCCGUGACAUGAAGCGACGUUACUUAAAUGCACUGACUCUGGUGCAACGAUAUGGCAAGCCUGAUCUAUUUAUUACAAUGACAUGUAAUCCAAACUGGCCAGAGAUAAAGGCCUGUCUUGCUCCUGGUGAACUUGCCCAACAUCGUCCAGAUAUUGUUGCCCGUGUUUUCCGUGCGAAGUUGCUCAAAUUGAAAAAAAUGCUUUUCGAGGACAGUGUUUUGGGUGAGGUUGCAGCAUACACGUAUGUUGUUGAAUUCCAAAAACGCGGUUUGCCACAUGCACACUUAUUGCUUAUUAUGAAGCCAUCUUACAAAAUCAAAGAACCUGAUGCAUUUGACAAGUUUAUAAGUGCUGAAAUUCCUGAUGAGAGCAACUCUCACUUGCGGAGAAUAGUUUUAAGCCACAUGAUGCAUGGCCCAUGUGGAAAAGCUAACACCGAAUGUCCUUGUAUGAAACACAAAAGUUGCCCAGGAACAUGCAAGUAUGGGUAUCCAAAGGCAUUUAGAGAAGAAACGAGUACACAUGAAAAUGGUUUUCCGCUUUACAGGCGGAGAAAUAGUGGCCAAAAUCCUAUCAUCCGCAAGUUCGCCAUGGACAAUAGAUGGGUUAUCCCAUAUAAUCCUUACCUCUCCGCUCUCUUUGAUUGUCAUUUAAAUGUCGAAGUUUGCUCAACCAUCCAAGCAGUGAAAUACAUAUACAAGUAUGUUUACAAAGGGCAUGACAAAAUUUCAUUUGCUGUGUCAAAUCAAAAAGAAUCAAAACCAGUUGAUGAAAUUACACAAUUCCAAACUGGUCGUUGGGUCUCGCCGUGUGAGGCUGCAUGGAGAAUUUUUUCAUUUGAUCUGUUUGAAAUGUAUCCUCCUGUGCUCCCCCUUCAAGUUCAUUUGCCCAAUGCACAAACAGUCCAGUUCAAUCCCACGGAACAACUUGCUCGCAUUGUGGCAAGUGAUGCAAGGUCUCGAACAUCGCUCACCGAGUUUUUCAAAGUAAAUGCAGCUGAAAGCGGUGCAGCCCAGUUAUUAUACUCAGAGUUUCCAGAACAUUAUGUGUGGACUGCUUCUGCAAAAACAUGGACUAAAAGAGUCCACAAAAGAUUUGUUGUUGGCCGUUUAAUAUUUGUGGUUCCAGCAGAGGGUGAGCGCUACUUCCUACGCCUUCUUCUAGCUAAUGUUGUAAGAUUAACAAUAAAACACUAA